Messenger RNA from Wasmannia auropunctata (little fire ant), 239 nucleotides. Its product is annotated as ATP-binding cassette sub-family G member 4-like. The transcript is spliced from 2 exons. The record is from RefSeq and is a predicted model, not a curated record. Gene Ontology annotation, molecular function: ABC-type transporter activity. Gene Ontology annotation, cellular component: membrane. Lineage: Eukaryota; Metazoa; Arthropoda; Insecta; Hymenoptera; Formicidae. The annotation marks the transcript as partial.
UUAGGUAUAUUUCUAGUUCCGGCAAUCAGUAUACCAUUAAUGCUAUUCGCUGGAUUUUAUGUAAAAUUAGAAGAAAUGCCAACGUACCUGCAGCCUAUAUGCUAUUUAAGCUUUUUCAGAUAUGUAUUUGAAGGAUUAAUGCAGGCAAUCUAUUUUGAUCGACCAAAUCUGUCAUGUUCGGAAAUCUAUUGUCACUGGCGUUCACCAAAUAAGAUUCUCGCUGAGAUGGAUAUGCCAUC